Molecule: messenger RNA, 3476 nt
Organism: Tilletiopsis washingtonensis
Lineage: Eukaryota; Fungi; Basidiomycota; Exobasidiomycetes; Entylomatales
Exons: 1
Coding region: 300-3275 (991 amino acids)
Source: RefSeq, a predicted model, not a curated record
UGCAGCUUAUGGUCGACCCGGAUUGUAGUGCCUACUCCCACCUGUCUUGUCCUCCGUGAGUGCAGUCAGCACACUCGCCCGCUCGGCUCUGCGCCUCACCGCCCUGCUGCACAGCGCUGCCGCAUCGUCGGCAGCCUCGCUCCGCCACAACGUGGACCUCCUGAUUCUCUUCCUCGACAGCAGCGACCGGCCUCCUUAAGACGAGCUCCGUCCCGCCGCCCGCCGUUGCUGCUCGCCCCAUCUCGACGCCAGUCUCUCGCCGCGCCAGAUCAAGCAAGCGCCGCUGAGCGCAGUUCGUCAUGGCGCCGAAGAGCACUGUCCUCCUGCCGGCCAGGCGCGACUCGCCCGGCACGAAGCCGGCGCCGCUGCCAUCGCCGCUGCGCGAAGGCGCAGCCGCAAAGGCGCCGCACGUCGACGAGCAUCCGCCGCUGCAGAGCGAGGACGCCGAGCCGCCCGCUCCCCGGCGCACGGGCUCCUUUGGCCGCGGUCUGGGCCUGCACGCACUGAGCAGCAUGACGCUCGGCCGCGCUGGCGACUCGGUGUCGCUGCCGGCAUUCGCGAAGCGCAGUGCCGACGGCAGCAAGACGCCGCCGGCGCAGGGCGGCACGCCCAGGACGACCUCGGACUCCUCUGCCAAGGCGCGCGACGGCCUCAUGGGCCCGCCCGCGACUCCCGAUCCCAGUCACCUGGCGCACUUCAGUCUGCGGCUCAGCGAGCUUGUCAACCGUGCCUUUCAGCCCUGCAUCGCGACGUCCACCGGCUCGAACGGGGCUUCUAGCACGCUGACAAAUGGAAGUGUCGCUGCGCGCAUCGUUCCAUCGGCCGCCGCUCUGCCCGCCGUGCCGCAGGCACCCGCACUGCACGCCGUCACCUAUCAAGGCCAUGCGCUGCCCUCUGCCGCCCGUGCGACCGAGCUGGCCGAGACGGUCACGACGGAGCUGCGCUAUGCCGCGCAUCUGGACGACUAUCUGCUCCGUGCAGUGUCACGCGCCGCCGUCAAGGCGCUCAGCCUCUUCGCCGAGCGCAUGGAUGCCUUGCUCAUCGCUCCUCAGCGAGACGGUGCCGCCGCGUUUGUCCCGCUCGCGGCAAAGGACGGCGCCUCGCCUCCUGCUGCGCUCGAGUACAACCUCGGACUCGUAGCCAUUCUUUGGACCGUCGAGGACGCCUUGGAGAAGUGUGUCGAGGGCGACGACGCCGGCUCAGAGCCCAUGCCGCACUUCGUCGCCGAGAUCUUGGCCUCUGUGCGGCAGCGCAUGGACCGCUCGAUUCUGCACAUUGUGCAGCCAAUUCUGGUGGCGAUCAAGCUCGGCCUCGUGCUCUCUCUCGGCGGCGCCGUACCCGUGCCCUUCGAGGCGUCCGACGCGCUGCUUCUGUGCGCCGACGGCCUCGCGACGCCCGCUUCAGCGGCGACAAAGACGAACGCUGCCGUCCCGGCCUGGUUCCGCGAGUUUGAGGGCCGUGCAGAGGGUGCUCGGCGCCUGCUGCUGCCCCGACUCGAGAGUCGCUGCGGCAUCGACGGCGAGGGCUGGUACGUUGGCAUCGCAGUCCACACCAUCUGGAAGGGCCUGCUGCGCCUGACGGCCAAGCCGAUGCCUCUGCCUCUCGCGCUUGUUGACGCGAGUGCCGCUGCGCACGUCGACGUCGACUGCGACGUGCGACAGAAGGCGCGCAGUCCGACGCCGGCCCAGCUAAGCAACGCACUGAAGGCCGUCGCUGGCGUGACUCGGCCGCGGCGCAAAGGCGAAGAGUCUCGGCCUGCUUCGCGCCAAGGCAACCACGACGGCUCGAGCUCCACGCCUCGAUCGCCGUCCCUGCCGGCAGUCGGCACAGCCGGCGACAGCUCCAGCAUCAGCGCUCACUUGCGCGCCUCGCAGUGCCAGGCCUUUGAGCUCGGCUUGUUCGAGAAGCAGAUGGUACGCUUCGCCGAGGGCUUCAGGCCCAAGGGCGCGCCGCAUGCAGAGGCCGAGGAGACGGACGACUCCGACGCCGACGAGCUGGCCCGCGCUGCGCUGGAAGAGGCCUUGCAGGCCAUCCGACACACCUCCGUCGUAGCGGCGCAUCUCGACAAGAACCCGCAGGCCGUGCUACUGGGCCUGCGCCUGCUGCGAGAGGGCAAGAGCCGCGAGGCAGCUGGCUCGUCGGCACUCGGCUCGGAUGUCGCGCGCGCUCUGCGAGCAAUCCCGCCGCUUCUGCUGCUGCACCUCGUCUACGCUCGGGCGCCUCAGAGUCCAAUCUUCCAGGUCGUCGGCACCUCGCCUGGCGAUGCCGAACCGCCGAGGGCGCGCGUGCCCUCGCCUCCGGCGCUCUUCGGCCUGACGUGGCCCGACUACUCUCGCUCGCUUGCAGGCUUCGCCAGCGGGGAUGCGUGGGCUCUCGCCUGCGCGCGCGGAUGGUCGGAAGGGAUCGAGCUGGCCUGGAGCGAGGUGCAUGCGAAUCUUAAGAACCUGAACGAGGAGCUCGAGAACGAGGAGGCGAGCGCCGAGAGUGCCAGGGCAGCACCGUCCGACGACACGGCUCUUCGGCCAAGCGACCCUUCUCCCGCAGACGAGCUGCCCGCCCGUCCGAAGUCGACGCUCAGCCGCAGGUCAAGUGUCAGCGAGCACGAGGCGCUGCCCGACAGCAUGACCCAGUCGCUGCCGACGCUCGACGGCUCUGACCAGGCCCUCGCACCCGCGGCCGACGACGGCGAGGACGGUCCUUCAGAGCUUCAGCCGUCCGGCUCGCCCGUCGCAAAGAAGCGCUGGGCACUGCUGCGCCGCUCUCGCCUCGGGCAGUUCCAGGGCGCAUCCGCACGAGCGCACGACGCUUCCGCGCCGUUGUCUACUGCACCGUCGCCGGACAAGUCGCCCGUUCUCGCCCCUGCUUGCGACGCCGACAGCAAGCCCACGUCGCCAGGCCCGGCAGGUGCGGCAACGCCUCGACGCGGAGCCUUCUGGCGCGCAUCGUCCGCCGGCCCGGCGCCCUUCCGCCUCGCUCUGCCGCUCUCGCGAUCCUCCUCAGCACGCGGCUCCGUGCCUCUCAGCGCGCCCGAGGCGCUCGGCGCUGCGCCCGACGCCACCGGCCCACCGGCGUCCGCGUCGCAGGCACUUCUGCGCAGCCAGAUCCACGCUGCACGGUGCGAGCUCGCUGCACUCAACCUGCUCGCCCGAGCCGCCGAAGCAGUCAGCGCCAGCCUUGGUACGCCUCUCGAUGUGCACACGCCCCAAGCCGACGACAUCGCAGACGCAGACGCAGGAGCUGCAGCGCCGUGCGCGUCCCAGCCCAACAUACUCUAGCGCAGCUCGAGCAAUGCAGUUCAAGUGCUCGCAUCCACUAGAGUGAGACAAACGGCGCUGUGCUGACCAUCCAGCUUGCGCGAAGACAGGCGGUGAUAUCUCUGGGCGAGCUCAGCAGCAGGCGGUCUGAGGACCAGCGGCAGGACGGAGGGGGCGUGCGGCGGCGGUGGCAUGGCGCUGGCGGCGCGUUGCUAUUCAACG